GAGACAGAGGAGAUGCAAGCGAGGCGACCGCCACUCCAUCACGCAGACAGCUCCGGUCACCCUUCGCUUGACGAAAGGGCCAGCCGUCCACACCUCAUGCCUCAGCGCAGUGAGGGAGAGCUGGCCUUUGCCAUGUCGCAGAAGGGUCAGAGGCCGGAAGACAAGCGAAGUGACAGCAAGGACAAGAAGAAGCAUCCCUUCAGGCCGUCGCUCAUGGGCCAG
Symbiodinium pilosum is the source of this 222-nucleotide messenger RNA. The record is from the annotation of a GenBank genome assembly. NCBI's taxonomy places the organism in Eukaryota, Dinophyceae, Suessiales, Symbiodiniaceae.